This is a messenger RNA of Brenthis ino (lesser marbled fritillary), 2952 nucleotides long. NCBI's taxonomy places the organism in Eukaryota, Metazoa, Arthropoda, Insecta, Lepidoptera, Nymphalidae. The record is from the annotation of a GenBank genome assembly.
AUGUUAAGAGCUAGCCAAACUCAUUCUAUAUCUUAUCUGGCUAAAAGAUUUUUAUCGAGUACUACUCGAAUAAUUCGUAAGAAUAACUUACCAGCUACUGCAUAUAAGCCAGAAAUUGUAGAAAAAUACAAAUAUGACGAGUGGGAAAGGAAGGGAAUCUUCAAUGCUCAUAGCAAAACAGAUAAACCGACAUUUAGUAUAGUCUUACCACCACCAAACGUUACUGGAAAAUUACAUUUAGGACAUGCUUUAUCAUGUACAAUUCAAGAUAUUAUUGCUAGAAGGAAGAGAUCAAUGGGUCUUAAUGUACUCUGGUUACCUGGUACAGAUCAUGCAGGAAUAGCUACCCAGGGUGUUGUAGAAAAACAUCUUAAGUCCAAAGAUAACAUAAACCGCCAUGACAUUGGCAAAGAGAGAUUUAAUCAAGAAGUAUGGAAAUGGAGAAAGAAACAUGGAAACACCAUAUGCCAACAAUUAAGACUAUUAGGUUGUUCUUUAGACUGGUCUCGUGAAAUUUUUACAAUGGAUGAAAAGUACACACAUGCAGUCAGUACUGCUUUCAUAAAACUAUUUCAAAAAGGGUUAAUAUAUAGAAGAAAAGCUUUAGUUAAUUGGUGCAAUGCUUUAAAAUCAACUGUAUCUGAUAUAGAAGUUGAAAAUAUUACAAUAAAUGGUCCUACAGAAAUAACUGUGCCUAAUUAUGAAAAACCAGUAAAGUUUGGGCUCAUUUAUAAUUUUGCAUAUAAAAUAGCUGAUAGUGAUGAAAAAGUUUUUAUAUCUACGACAAUGCCAGAGACAAUGUUAGGUGACACGGCAUUGGCAGUACAUCCUGAUGAUGAAAGGUAUAAACAUCUUAAAGGUAAAAAAGCAGUUCAUCCAUUUAGAAAUGAGAUGAUACCGAUAAUUUUUGAUAAGUUCGUCGAUGUAAAAUUUGGUACAGGUGUAGUCAAAAUAACACCUGCUCAUAGCAAAAUAGAUUAUGAAAUUUCUAGACAUCACAAUAUACCUUUACUACAGGUAAUAAACGAAGAUGGAUGUAUACAAAAUUCUGAAAAAUUCGACAAUAUGAAGAAAUAUGAGUGCAGAGAGAUAUUACUUAGCGCUUUAGACAACUUAGGUCUUCUAAAAUCAAUUGAGUCCCAUCAAAUGACAUUACCUGUUUGCAGUCGAACUGGAGAUGUAAUAGAAUAUAUUCCGAAAGAACAGUGGUUUUUGUCUUGCACCAAAUUAAAUGAGAAAGCCAAACAAGCUGUUAUAGACAAUAAUUUAAAAAUAGAACCAGAAAAGUUUGUUAAAAAUUGGCUCAAUUGGACAGAGGAUAAUCGAGAUUGGUGUAUUUCUAGACAACUUUGGUGGGGUCACCAAAUACCCGCAUAUAAAUGUAGUUUAGAUAAUCUUAUUGUUUGGGUAGCCGCAAUGGAUGAAGAAACUGCUAAAAUAGAAGCAUCAAAAUAUCUUAGAUGUUUGCCAAUAGAAGUUAAUGCGGAAAGAGAUCCGGACGUCCUUGAUACUUGGUUUUCAUCUGGACUUUAUCCAUUUGCAUCAUUAGGAUGGCCUGAAAAAACUCAAGACUAUAAAAAAUAUUAUCCACUAAAUCUAAUGGUCACAGGUCAUGACAUUUUAGGGUUCUGGGUACAUAGAAUGGUUAUAUUGGGUCUGGAAUUAACAAAUAAACUACCCUUUAAUAAUAUUCUUUUACAUGGAAUAAUUUGUGAUAGUAAAGGUGCUAAAAUGUCUAAAAGUAGAGGCAAUGUAAUCGAUCCAAUUGAUGUUAUUAAUGGUAUUUCUUUGGAUGAUCUAAAAAACAAAGCGGAUGCCAUGAAAAGAGAUGGAGUACUUAAUGCGGAUGAACUAAAUAGAGCUUUAGCUUAUCACAAGUCAAAUUUUUCUAGUACCAAUGGUAUACCAGAAUGUGGGGUCGAUGCAUUACGAUUCACUCUUCUAUCUCAAGAUAUCAAAUCACAUUUCGUUAGUUUCGACGUUUAUCAAUGCAACGCUAAUAAAUUAUUCUGCAAUAAAAUUUGGCAGAGCAUUAAAUACACUCAGUUAUCUUUUGCAAAAUUAAAACAGAUGGAUCAUGAAAUAACAUAUAAAGAUUUAACGUACUUUGAUAAAUGGAUUCUAAGCAGACUGUCUAAUAUGGUGGAUAUUGUUAAUAAAUCUAUGGAUGAAUAUAAUUUUCAUUUAGCAACAAAAUCUUUGAAAACUCUGAUUUAUAAUGAAUUUUGUGAUAUUUAUUUAGAAGCAACUAAAUCGGGUUUCGAUAGUGGGAAUUCUAAAAUAGCAUACGCGCAUUCGCAUACGUUAUCCGCCGUAUUGAAUACUUCGCUUAGAGGCUUAGCACCAUUCAUGAUUUACCUUACAGACGAAGUUAUACCAAAAAUACCUGCAUUUGAAAUUAAUAUCAUCCACAAUUUUAAUGAUAACGAUAGAGAUUAUUACGAUUUUCCUCAAAGUAAUGUUUUUAAAAUAUGGAGGAACGAAAAUUUAGAAAAAGAGGUCGACAAACUCUUAAACACUAUAUAUCUAAUACGUGAAAUAAAAGGUUUUUACAAUAUUCCUAAUAAGAUAAAACCAGCAAUUUAUAUAAAGACCAAUGAUGACACGCUUAUAUCAAACUUACAAAAUAAUGGUAUAAUCGUUAAAAAUUUAUCUAAAUGUGGAGAAAUCAAAAUAAAUAUAAACACAGAAAAGAAAGUAAUAAACGCCAUAUUGGACAAAGAUACAGAAAUAAGCAUUGAAGUGACUAGUGACAUCGAACACACAAUUUUAGCUGCAAAACAAAAAUUGCAGAAGAAAAUUAGAAAAGUGGAAGAAAAUCUUAUUAAAUUAGAAAACAAAUUAUCAAGUAAUCAAUAUAUUAAAAAUAUACAUGAAAGUAUCCAAGAGUUAGAUAAAGAAAAACUAGUGUUAAAAAAAGAAGAGUUGAAUCGUUUGAGAAGACUGAAACUG